GUACACUUCUACCUGUCAGAUGACAAAUGUAUUUCUUGGCUGACAUUCAAUGAGUGACGUUUCCAAUGGUUAAAAUUAAGAGAUGACAACAAAUCCUAAAGUUUGCAGUAUAUGUGAUCAACGCCAUAUCACUAAGCCCUCAACUGACUGGUGUUCCGAAUGUAACCAAGCUUUAUGUACCGAAUGCAGAGAUGUCCAUGCAAUUAUCAAAGCUUUACAACAUCAUUCAAUGGUACCAAUUUCAAACUACUUAUCUCUUGGUUCCUCUUUUUCUUUAGUUGAAGGACAUUGUUCCUUACACGACGACAAGUACCAACUGUUUUGCCAAACCCAUGACUGUUUGCUGUGCCUUACGUGUUUAGAAGAACACAUGAAGUGUGAGGACGUCGUUCGUAUCAGUAAGUUAACCAAAGAUGUCAAAACAUCUAAGAAUUUUAUAGAAGCUCAAAAGGGCUUAUCGGAUAUCACACUGAAGCUUUCGAAAUUACAAAGUCAUCUUGAGGAGAACUUAAGCGAUAUCAAGAUACAGAAAGAAUCAGCCCUUCGAGAAAUAACUCAGAUUAGAGAAAAGAUGAAUAAUCAUCUAAAUCAGAUUGAAAACGCUCUGGAAACAGAACUAUGUGAAUUAGUUGAUAAUCAGUGCAAUAACAAUAUUCAUUUGACUUUGCAAGAGGUUAUAAAGGAGAAAGCAAAUGUUGAACAUGUUCAGCAGCAGAUGGAAGACCUCUGCAUAUAUGGAUCAGAUCUCCAAGCGUUCUUUUGCCUGCAAAAAAUAUUUGCAAAAACUGCCAGAGCAGAUCAGUACUUGCAGACAUUAGCAGACGAUGGUAGAUUAGAUAAGGUGACAUUUACCUGUAAUAUUGUUAAGCAAAUUCCUGAAUUCUUUGAGAAUGUAAAGAGUUUAGGAUCAAUUCAAUUACAGAAAAUUCCGAGUCAGAUUACACUGGAAAGUACAAAGGAUAAAGAGGCACAGUUGGUAGGUUUGGGAAACAUAUCUAUUAAUGAUAUCAAACUCAAUUUGGUUCAUACUAUCAAUCUAACUGGAGAAUUCACCGGAUGUUGCAUUCUCCCAGAUGAAACGAUUGUUCUUUGUGAUUCUAAAUAUAACAGUGACUGUAUACAAAUAUUACAUCCACAUGGAGAACUCAUUUUUAAAAUCCCCACGGCAUCCAGCUAUCAUUCGGAUGUAACAUAUAUUGAUUACCGAACCGUAGCUGUAUCAUCAGACGUCCAACAACAAGUACAUAUCAUAAAUGUAGAUACAAAAGCCAUGAAGACCAUCCCAACCACAGAUUCAUGUUAUGGAAUAACACACAGAGAGGGAUCACUGUUAUGUUGUAUUCAAGGAAAAGGCAUCCAAAGUGUCAAUCUUCUGAGUGAAAAAAGUACUACGAUUGUAAAUUGCAAUCUUAGUACAUUGUCUUCUAUUAAUUUUGCCGCCAAAAAAAUAUUUUAUACUAACCAAAAAAGAAAUAGCGUGACGUGCUGUGAUACGGAGGGUAACAUUAUCUGGACAUUCAGAGACGCUUCUGUUGUGAAGGAUCUUCGUAGAAUUGCAGUGGACAAUGUGGGGAAUGUUUAUAUUGUUAGUUACAGUCAAAAUAAACUCGUUGUAUUGUCUGCUGACGGACAACAAAAUAGACAACUGCUAUCUGAAAAGGAUGGACUUCUAAAACCGUAUGCUAUUUGUUAUGACAAAAACAAAAAUCGUCUCCUGAUUUUUAAUCGAAAAAAUACCGGGUUUUUGUUUGAUGUAGCAUUAUAAAACAAAUUUAUUUUUUUUUUU
Molecule: messenger RNA, 1786 nt
Organism: Mytilus californianus (California mussel)
Lineage: Eukaryota; Metazoa; Mollusca; Bivalvia; Mytilida; Mytilidae
Exons: 2
Coding region: 83-1765 (560 amino acids)
Molecular function (GO): zinc ion binding
Source: RefSeq, a predicted model, not a curated record